AAGGAAGAGUCCAAACAUAUGGAAGAGGUUUUCAGCUUUGCGUACUGCGUCAUUGCGGCCAGUCGCGCUACUGGGCAAGAGGAUGGCUUUCUUGGACCACGACCCAAAAGGAACUACGUCACUUUCAAUCGAAACAGCAGUGAUAACUAUCAUGUCUGCCAGCAGAUUGAUGACUUCGAAGGUGAUGCAAUAGAAGGAAGGCUCUGCAAACGUGGAUGGGUCCUGCAGGAGCGAGCGCUGGCGCACAGGACGAUUUACUUCACUGAAAGACAGACAUACUGGCAAUGCGGCCAAGGGGUACGCCGCGAGACAAUGACAAAGCUGGACAACAAUGUUGCCGCGGUCCUCGGUGAUCCACGAUUUUCCACAAUCGCCAUGAACUCACCAAGGGGCGCCAAAAUCCAUCUCUACCAAGACUUGUACAAGCAAUACUCGCGUCUGCAGUUGUCUAGGAAUGAAGACAGACCAUUCGGUAUAGCUGGUCUCGAAAAGAGACUCAUCCAAAGCUUCAAAACCCACGGCGGCUACGGAUUCAUUGACGAUGGCGGUGGAUCACUACGACGCAGCCUUCUUUGGCAGAGAGGAUCUGAUUCAACCCUUGAUAGAAUCAUAUUCCCUGCCGAAAUAGACCUCGAAGUUCCUACAUGGUCAUGGAUGACCUACAAAGGAGGAAUCGACUAUCUGGAGCCUCCGUUUGAUGGCGUUGACUGGGAGAAGAGUGAGAUCCAGUCGCCUUGGGCUCACAAGUCGCCAGAUGGGUUCUAUCACACUUCGGACAAAAGCCUGGGAAUCAGCCUCAGCGCUGUUGCUCGUGAGUUUUCUCAGCUCGAUGCCAGCCACUCGGCGAGCAAGCUCGUCUUUGACAACCCGGCAAGAAAUUAUGGCCAAUUACCAAACGUGAGAGUGAUUGUAGUGGGAAGGUCUAGAGACAAAACGCAAGAUGAGCGGAGGUGUUUUGUUUUGCUCGUCGCCCCCAAGGCAUCAAAGAGUGAUGGUGGAUUGAUGGUGUAUGAACGAACUGGGGUGGAUUACAUGCCUGACAGUUGCAUUUCGCAAAACGGCACUCCAGUUAAGAUACAGCAGCGGGCAGAGAAUUUGCAUUAUCAUCUGACACCUUCGCUUUCAACUUGA
Colletotrichum acutatum is the source of this 1131-nucleotide messenger RNA. RefSeq lists its product as uncharacterized. The record is from RefSeq and is a predicted model, not a curated record. Lineage: Eukaryota; Fungi; Ascomycota; Sordariomycetes; Glomerellales; Glomerellaceae. The coding region runs from base 19 to 1131 and encodes 370 amino acids. The transcript has 2 exons.